Molecule: messenger RNA, 1464 nt
Organism: Striga asiatica
Lineage: Eukaryota; Viridiplantae; Streptophyta; Magnoliopsida; Lamiales; Orobanchaceae
Source: the annotation of a GenBank genome assembly
AUGUAUCAGGGAUUCUCCGAAGUAGGACACACUAUCCCUUAUCUUGAGGUCGAAAACAUGGCCGACCCGGACGACGCCAACUCAUGGACAUGCCCCGCUUGUCGCCUCCCGAUAUUCUCCACCCCUUUCGUCGUAGAUGAAUCGGGGAGCAGCAAUCUCCUGCUUCACGAUCAAUGCUCCGACCAAUCUCUCCCUCCCCAACUCGCGGGCCCUCCCCUGCACCCGAGGGCCCCCUCAUCCUCCGACACCACCGCCCGGAAGAAGAUGACGAUGCGGGAUAUGAUUGCAAAAGAUGUUGGUGGACUUGCGGGAGCAAAUUUUACGAGUGCCCGAUGGGUGAUGAUCGAGAGUGUGGGUUCAGGCUCAAUCUCCCGUGUGCCUUGUCGAACACAGAGCCACGGGCACAGGUUGACGUCUAUUAAGGAGCCUGCGUGGGCUAUUCCGUCUCUCUUAUUCAUCUGCAGAGCGUGCGAGAAACAACACGCACCGGUUGAUGCGCAUACUGUGCGCUUCUUCCGAAUGCCAUUGUCGACACAGCAUGUCACGAGCACCCUCUUCUCCUUCGAUUUUCUAUUAAUACACCCGAUUGAUGGUGCAACAUUUGCACCCGCGAAAUCACGACUUUCGGGUUCUACACCUGUGUCACUUGUCGUUAUUAUGUUCAUAUCCACUGUUCUGUUAACUCGACACGUCAAAGGUUCCAUCCCGUGUUGGUUCGUGAAGCAGAGUUCCCAAAGUCUACUUCGUCUGCUGAUGGAAAACGAGCAUGCUAGCGCGAUGCCGCGUAUUAUAAAAACCAGGACACCCGGUUUCCACACACACGCACAUUAUUCUCUUGGCAAUAUUACGCGUUACGAUCAUCCAUUUCGUUCUAUCGAUUCAUUAGAAACUAUCAGAGUACACGAGCAUCCCUUGAUCUAUCAUCACCAUGCUCACAAUGACAAUAUUCGUGUUUGCAAUGCCUGUGCUCAAAUUAUCCUUCCACCCGAUCCAUUUUACAGUUGCGCAGAUAAUAAUACGUGCAAAGAUUUUUUCCUGCACAACUGUUGUUCCAGUUUUCCAAAAACUUUUUCGUCCUUCCACACCGGUUACUGUUCAUUUAUACCAAAGGUAGCCACGAAGUCCUUCACCAUAUUCGAGUGUGUGGUUUGCAAGCACAAAUGCAAUGGAUCCGCUUACUAUAUCCAUAGAAGAGAGGAAAAGUAUAUGGAUGUGGUGUGUGCCUUAAUGCCUCACUUAAUCACGCACGGUGCCCACGGGAAGGCCCACAUUCUUCAAGGGAGGUGGGAAAUCGGCGAGUUCUACGAAUAUCUUAUGAGCUUAACGUGUACAUGCUGCCUCGAAAAAGUCAAUGAAUAUUCCAUGACUUCAUAUGCGUGUAGCAACUGUCGUAGCUUCUCCAUCCACCCGCACUGCGCUCUUCUCCAAACACGGUCACCCAAAAAUUCGACCGACACCCUUUGA